This is a messenger RNA of Pungitius pungitius (ninespine stickleback), 1377 nucleotides long. Its product is annotated as bcl-2-like protein 1. NCBI's taxonomy places the organism in Eukaryota, Metazoa, Chordata, Actinopteri, Perciformes, Gasterosteidae. Gene Ontology annotation, cellular component: mitochondrial outer membrane. Gene Ontology annotation, biological process: negative regulation of intrinsic apoptotic signaling pathway; intrinsic apoptotic signaling pathway in response to DNA damage; extrinsic apoptotic signaling pathway in absence of ligand. Bases 275 to 919 code for a protein of 214 amino acids. Gene Ontology annotation, molecular function: protein homodimerization activity; protein heterodimerization activity. The transcript is spliced from 3 exons. The record is from RefSeq and is a predicted model, not a curated record.
GCCCGAUUGGCUAACUGCCAGCGUACAUCACGGUCUAGGCCACAGAGUAUGCAGCUGCAAAGAUGUCCAUAUUGUGUCUUCAUUCACAACUACAGCUUCUAGUAACUCCGUAGCUGCCCUCUGAAAGGAAAAUCAACAUUUUAGCAGUUGCUGCUGUUACCAGCUGCAACAUCAGGAGAUGAAGCUCUAAUGUGGUUAACUGACAGAAUCAGAGUAAUGGCAUGUGUCAACAUGGGGUCCUAUUAGACUGGCCGCGCUGGAGGGUGUGAAAACAAUGCCGAACAUUAACAGAGAGCUGGUGGAGUUCUUCCUAAGCUACAAGCUGUCUCAGAAGAACCACCCAAGCUCUCUGAGGCCAGAGGGUGCCAGUGAAAGGACAGAGGGAGACAAGGCCAACUUGGCGUCCAAUAAUGGCACGAGUGGGGCCGGCCAGCUGAGGAUGUCGCCCCCUUCUGGUGACACUGAGGCUGUAAAAGCAGCUCUUCAGGACUCGGCGAAUGAGUUUGAACUGCUCUUCACGCAAGCAUUCAGUGACCUUUCCUUGCAGCUCGACAUCACCCCUGACACGGCCUACCACAGCUUUAAGAGCGUGAUGGACGAGGUGUUCAAGGAUGGAGUCAACUGGGGGCGUGUGGUGGGCCUGUUUGCCUUCGGCGGUGUGCUCUGUGUGGAAUGCGUAGAGAAGGAUAUGACCGAGCUGGUUUCCCGCAUCGCAGACUGGAUGACCACAUACCUGGACGAGAACAUCAGUGCUUGGAUCCAGAGCCAGGGAGGAUGGGAGUGCUUUGCUGAGAUUUUCGGGCGGGACGGAGCCGCGGUGGCGAGGAGAUCUCAGGAGACGAUGAGACGAUGGCUGCUGGUUGGGGUGACGCUGCUAAUGGGAGUGCUAGUCGGUAUGGUCAUGGUCAAGAAGCGGUGAAGCUGCUGUAUCUCGGUCAACACGACACGACCUGUGUAAUGCUACGCCUACAAAGUAAAACUAAAUAGUGGCUGUUUACAUACACCCUGUCUGCUUGUGCACUGACGGAAUGUGGGCUGGCUGAAGCAGUUUGUGACGGUGUCCGUAAAUGUGUAGCUUGUUGAGCUGUAACACUUCUCACCCCGCUCUGUCCUGUGUCCUUUUUUAUUUAUUUCCUUCCCAGGCGCACAGCAGCUUUUCAGUUGUUAAUGGGUGUUAUUCUCCUGACUGGAAGUGCUUGACAUGAACCCAAUAAGCUAAGAGACAGUGGAACCGUUAUCCAUGGACCAAUUUUUAUUACUUACGAACUGACUGACAGAAUAUAAGUUAUACCUCCUUUUCACUGUGGAAUGCUGAGCUCCUCUUGUUAGCUGUACUGGAGUUUUAGGCAUGCUUAAAAAAUAAAUAUAUUUAUGUUU